Molecule: messenger RNA, 1003 nt
Organism: Lycium ferocissimum
Lineage: Eukaryota; Viridiplantae; Streptophyta; Magnoliopsida; Solanales; Solanaceae
Exons: 7
Biological process (GO): protein export from nucleus
Cellular component (GO): cytoplasm; nuclear pore
Molecular function (GO): nuclear export signal receptor activity; small GTPase binding
Source: RefSeq, a predicted model, not a curated record
AUUUGGCAUCUUUUUAACUUGUGUUGUGUGAUUGACUGAGCUCUGGGAAACUCUCUUUCUACUUCAUCAAUGGAGAGCUUAGCGCACCUUGAAGCACUGUGUGAGAGGCUUUACAAUUCACAGGAUUCUGCUGAGCGAGCUCAUGCAGAGAAUACACUGAAAUGCUUCUCAGUAAAUAGCAGCUAUAUUUCACAAUGUCAGUACAUUUUGGACAAUGCAUCAACUCCUUAUGCAUUGAUGCUGGCUAGUUCAAGCUUGUUGAAGCAAGUAACAGAACAGCACCUAUCUUUGCAGAUCCGGCUUGAUAUUCGCAACUAUCUCAUAAAUUACCUGGCAACAAGAGGAAUUGACUUGGAGCCUUUUGUAACUGCAUCUUUAAUUCAACUGCUUUGUCGAGUGACAAAGUAUGGGUGGUUUGAGGAGGACAUUUUUAGAGAGGUGGUCAAAGAAUCCACAAGCUUUCUGAAUCAGACAGCAUCUUGUUAUGCAAUUGGUUUGAAGAUAUUGAAUCAACUUGUGUCAGAGAUGAAUCAGCCCAGUCCUGGAAUGCCAUCAGCACAGCAUCGUAGGGUGGCUUGCUCCUUCAGAGAUCAAUCGCUUCUUCAAGUAUUCCAAAUAUCCCUGACAUCAAUGGCCCAGCUGAAAAUUGAUGUUACAAUUUCUGAGAAUGCGACUAGCAGCAAACUACAAGACCUCGCUCUUGCGAUGUCCUUAAAAUGUUUAUCAUUCGACUUUAUGGGAACGACGGUUGAUGAAAGUUCGGAUGAAUUUAGCACUAUUCAGAUCCCAUCUUCAUGGAAGCAAGUCCUGGAGGAUCAAUCGACGGUGCAGAUUUUUUUUGACUAUUAUGAGAUCAACAAGCCUAACUUGUCGAAGGAGGCUUUAGAGUGUUUAGUCAGGCUGGCUUCAGUGAGAAGAUCGCUGUUUACAAAUGACACUUCUAGAGUGAAAUACUUGGCACACCUGAUGACAGGAACCAAAGACAUUAUGCAAACUGGAAAAG